AUGUCUUCUCCCUCACCCAUCAAUGAUGUCCCACAGCACAUCCAGAAGCUUCUCUCAGAGCUUCACGCCAAGUCCAUAGAGCAGGAGGCCGCCAUCUCCAAGACCGGAAAGGUGUUCUCCUCCGAUGUCCUCGACUACCUGGAGGACCAGCACCAAUCCGUGGCCGACCCGGCGGGCGAGUUCGACAAGCUCAUGCUGGAUAAAUUCAUCGCCCUUGACGAGGACAAGUGUCACUUCGUGUACCAGCUCAUCACCGCCAUGGGCGCCACCAACGUCGUCGAGGCCGGCACGAGCUUCGGCUCUGGAGUCGUCAUUGCGACCGAGAAGGAGGCCCAGAAGGCGGAGGUUGCGCGCGGGUACUGGAGGCAGUGUGGGGCGGCUGUCGAGGGCGAGAUUGAUUUGCGUGUUGGGGACCUGCUCGAGACGCUGAAGGAGGGACUGCCGCAGGUUGACCUGCUGCUGCUCGACAUCUGGGCUCCCCUGGCCUUGCCGACACUCAAAGUUGUUCUUCCUCGUCUGCGGAAGGGCGCGGUCAUCCUGGCCGACAACACCAUAUCUGGUGCCGAGGGGUACAAGGACCUGCUCGCCUUCUUGAGGGAACCACAGAACGGAUUUCAGAACAUGACUCUCCCGUUCACGAAUGGACUGGAGAUGUGCGUUUACUUGCCAGGAUCAGGAUAA
This is a messenger RNA of Diaporthe batatas, 681 nucleotides long. RefSeq lists its product as uncharacterized. The transcript is spliced from 3 exons. Lineage: Eukaryota; Fungi; Ascomycota; Sordariomycetes; Diaporthales; Diaporthaceae. The record is from RefSeq and is a predicted model, not a curated record. Bases 1 to 681 code for a protein of 226 amino acids.